Messenger RNA from Myotis davidii, 1613 nucleotides. RefSeq names its product mucin 7, secreted (gene MUC7). Gene Ontology annotation, cellular component: extracellular exosome. NCBI's taxonomy places the organism in Eukaryota, Metazoa, Chordata, Mammalia, Chiroptera, Vespertilionidae. The record is from RefSeq and is a predicted model, not a curated record. The transcript has 3 exons. The coding region runs from base 154 to 786 and encodes 210 amino acids.
CUCAACUGGAAAACUAUAAAACCUGAAAAUCCUCUUGUGCUUUCUUCUCUUUUGCUUCCAGUUGCUACCCCAAAAGGAUCAGCUGAAGGUAAUCAAUUGGACAGAACAACCUAAGAAGAAAGAGUCACACCAGCCAGGAGCCAAUAGGAAACGAUGAAAACUCUGCCACUGCUAGUGUGCAUCUGUGCACUCAGCGCUUGCUUCACAGUCAGUGAAGGUCAAAGAAAGGACUGGAACAUAUAUCACAGAAGGAAUCAUUACUAUCGUGGAUAUAUAUACGGCCACCAAUCACCGUUUCAUUCUCAGUUUCGACCUGACAGGGCACAAUUCUUUCACUUUACUCAUCACCGCAGAUACUACAGACCUAUACAUUCAAACUGGGAAAGAUACAGAGACCAAAAACAUUACUGGCCACCGAAGUGUUUAGAUAAAAAUAACACCGUCAUCGAGAAUAAUACUUCAGAGGCUACCACCCAAGCUCCACUUAUAAAUCUCACAUCUAAUUCUGUCAAAACUACUCCCUCUCAAGAUGUGAAACCUACUCAGAUUUUUGUCACCACACCUACAAGAGAAAAUACUCGCACCACAGACAUAUUCGCUGUGGAAUCAACACAACAACCCCCAAAUACACAAACACCACAACCUUCUUCGGCCUCACUAGAGAAUACAAUUUCCCCUGCUGCUGAACAAACAACUUUAUCUCCUACUCAAAAUACAUUUCUUCAAUUAUUGCAAUAUAUAGAUAGCAUAGUAAAGUACCUUUCUGAUUUUAUAAAGAAUUCAUAGUACAUCAUACAUUAUGAAGUGCUCGAUCGUUAGAUAGGAUUGAUGAGUGCAGAACUACUACCUUUACUUUCAUCACUCUUCUCAAAGUAAAAUUAUAAUAUUCCUUAAAUUUACAGCACUAUCACUAACCUUUGAAUAUAUACACCUCACAUGACCUACUAGCAAGAAAAACAAACUCUAGCUCACAAAAUCAUGUGCAUGACCAUGAUUUAGCAUCACUUUGUGAAAACUAUAGAGAUAGCACACUGAGGGAGGGAAUGGCCAUCAGAUAAAAAGAGAAAAUUGUAUGAAUCACCAACCAUUUAUUAUUCCCUAAAUGUUGGAAAUGAUAAAUUCACUACAUUGUUCCCCUAAACCAAAACUCACCUAAGUUAUCUAAUCCACAAAUAGAAAGAAUAAAAUGAAGUCUCUCUAAAUGAAGAAAAAUAUUUCAUUAUCUAUAGAUAGACCUGUCAUUGUAUUACUGAUUAGUGGCAAAAAUCCUCUAAACAAUUGUGUUUAACCUUAAUUCCAUUGCACAAAAUAUGAACCAAGGACAGGGAAAGUUGAUUCAAAGUGCAAGGGAAAUCUGGCAUCAAGCACAAAUGAAGACUCCAACACUUGAUUUCUGUGAGCAUGUAAUUAUUCAGGCUUCACGAUUGACAUUUAUUAUAUUAUAUCUAUGUUAAUUUCAAUCUAAUGUGCUUGAUUCUAGACUGUGUGAACCACUAAGAAGACUUUCUAUGUUAUGUUCACAUGAUGCUCAUAAUAUUUUAAUAUUAAUUCAAGUAAUUCAAUUUACUACUAAUGAAAUUAAUUUAUAUUAAUUCAAUGUGAAAUGUAUUCAA